This is a messenger RNA of Rotaria sp. Silwood2, 1020 nucleotides long. NCBI's taxonomy places the organism in Eukaryota, Metazoa, Rotifera, Eurotatoria, Philodinida, Philodinidae. The record is from the annotation of a GenBank genome assembly.
AUGAAAAGCGAAGAUUUACAGAAACUGGUACUUUUGAAACAUCAAAAUGGUGAUAAUCCAACGAAGGUUUUUCGUGAUUUGAAUGGAGUAAUCGGUUUAAGAACGAUCACAAGAUGGUACAAGAUGAUCAAUGAAACUGGUUCUAUCAAUUUAUCAGUAUCGUCAGGUCAUCCACGUACAGCUCGAACUAAUGCCAACAUCAAGAAGGUCAAGCAAAAGCUACAACGAAAAAAGGUAUCGACUAGAGGACUUGCACUUGAUCUGGGUAUAUCUCACGAAAGUGCUCGCAGAAUUCUUCGGGAUGAUCUUGGCUGUCGACCUUAUAAACAUGUGAUCGAACCAGCACUUACCGAGGAACAUAAAGAAAAAAGAAAAAAGUUUGCUAACUGGAUACGAACAAACUUUCGAAAGCAGGAAACAUUGAAAAUUUUGUUUUCUGACGAAAAGAUGUUCGACAUUGAUGGUGUUUACAAUACCCAGAAUGACCGUAUUUGGGCUGUAAAUCGUGAUGAAGCUAAUCAGAAAGGUGGUGUUCAUCAGAAAAAAAAAUUUCCUGAGAAAGUCAUGGUUUGGCUUGGUGUUUGUUCAAAAGGUGUAUCUCCAUUGGUGAUAUUUGAACAAGGUACAGUCGACCAUGAUCGAUACAUUAAAGAGGUGCUUCCUGUGGCACUUAAAUAUGGCAAUCACGUCUUUGGAAACGACUGGGCAUUCCAACAAAAUGGGGCUAGACCCCAUACUCAUCGUUUAACACAACAAUGGUGCCAUGACAAUUUUCCAGCAUUUAUCGAUAAAGACCAUUGGCCACCUAAUAGUCCUGAUCUCAACCCAUUGGAUUAUUGUAUAUGGGAUGAAUUUGUGAAGACCAUCAACUGGAAUAAAGUGACAUCUAAAGCAACAAUGAUCCAAGAAUUAAAAAAAGCUGUGAAAAAAAUUCGAAAAAAUGUUGUGUUUGAAAGUUGUGCUUCUUGGACGAAACGAUUGUAUCGCAUGUCACAAAAUAAUGGAGAUUAUUUAAGAUAA